CACUCCGAGCGUGACCUUGGGCCGCGACUCCUCAGAGUCUUCGCUGCAGGGGAGACCCCCACAUCCCGGGAAGCGGCCCAGGAGAGCCCCCUUCUGUAAAGGAGAACGGAGCUGGGGUCCCGCCUGGCUUGGGAGUGAGCCCCGCAACGCGGUUUUAAGUUGGGAGCCUCUUGUUUAUCCGUUGGGGUCUCUCCCUCUGGCUCCAGCCUGGAAGUACUCGGAGCAAAGAGGCCAGCCAGGCACUAGUCUUCACGGUCACCUCUCCCAGCUCCCUCGGGUCCCCAGCAGCCACCCCUCAGACCCUUCUAGGUCCUCUUCCUCAGGAGCCAGCAAGCUGCCCAGAUGAGACCCCAAUGCCCUCCCGCCCCUGCGCAACUCCCGAGGUUGCAGAUGAAGCCCAGCCAGGGCUUGUCCCCCGAGCCUGGCCAGCCUGCCCGCCACCCACCAUGGUGCGCAGUCCUCCCACAGGCCAGAACCCCCGCUUCGUCUCUGCCGUGGGAUGUCUCCCCUCCAGAUGGCCACAUCCUUCCAGGCCCCACUCCAAUGCCUCCUUCCCGCUCCCCCAGGCAGAGGGCCAGGCUGUUGUCACCUGUGUGGAGUGUGCUGUGGGAGGGAUGACACCAAUAGGGUCUCCAUAGUCGCAUGCGUGUCGUUGGGGUGUCGGGCUCGAAGCGUGGGGCCUGUGAUGUGGGCAGAGGGGAAAGGAAGGCCCCGCUCCUCUUGGAAGCCCUGGUCGUCAACUACAGAGUCCUCAGCCCCACGGGAGGCCCCAAGGAGUGUGGAGCCACAUCUAGCAAGCGUGCUGGGUGCUGUGACUCAUGUCCUGACCGUCGACUCCUGAGACAUCACCGUGAGCUAGAUCGUUGGCGCCAUUUUACAGAAGGGACUGUACGUUCUUCAAUAAGAAAGACAUCCUCAAGUAGGCUGCACGCACGGUUCUACGAGCUGGCUCCCAACCUCGUCCCCAUGGACUACAGGAAGAGCCCCAUCGUCCACGUGCCCAUGAGCCUCAUCAUCCAGAUGCCGGAGCUCCGGGAGAACCCCUUCAAGGAGCGGAUCGUGGAGGCUUUCUCUGAGGACGGCGACGGGAACCUCACCUUCAACGACUUCGUGGACAUGUUCUCCGUGCUCUGCGAGUCGGCUCCCCGCGAGCUCAAGGCCAACUACGCCUUCAAGAUCUACGACUUCAACACCGACAACUUCAUCUGCAAGGAGGACUUGGAGCUGACGCUGGGCCGGCUCACCAAGUCGGAGCUGGACGAGGACGAGGUGGUGCUCGUGUGUGACAAGGUCAUCGAGGAGGCCGACCUGGACGGUGACGGCAAGCUGGGCUUCGCCGACUUCGAGGACAUGAUCGCCAAGGCCCCUGACUUCCUCAGCACCUUCCACAUCCGGAUCUGAGGACCCUGCCGAGGUCGCAGGGGCCCCGAAGCCCACCAUCCUGCUUUGCUGUCUGUCUAAUCGUGACCUCCAGGCUCCCAGGACUGGCGCCGCGGCCUCCGGGUUUGCACCCACGAACGUUUCCUUGGCCCUAUCAGCAAAAAAUCCUGCAGCAGGGAAGGGGGUGAGGGGCGGGGCUUCCCCAGGCCCACAGCCCCGCCCUCUGUCCCCUGACCUCCCUGUCCCCUGGCCCUCUCCCCAUCAGCAAUGGCCCCGGGAGGGGAAGGAAGAACACCUAACGGGGGUGGGUCGUACGGACUUGUCACAGUGCUAGAGACACCCAGGCCGCCCAAGGCGACGUGGGGGAAAAACGAGAGAGACAACGGGGUUACCGAGCUACGCAGUCUUUCUCCACGCCUCGCCGUCCCUGUCCCCCCUUCCCCGCCACGUGCAACCCUCGCUGGUGUGUGCUGCCCACAGACUCGUGAACUCCUGGUAGUAAAAGCCUUUCCUGUCCCCGU
This is a messenger RNA of Pteropus alecto (black flying fox), 1901 nucleotides long. RefSeq names its product calcium and integrin binding family member 2 (gene CIB2). The transcript is spliced from 6 exons. NCBI's taxonomy places the organism in Eukaryota, Metazoa, Chordata, Mammalia, Chiroptera, Pteropodidae. The coding region runs from base 643 to 1401 and encodes 252 amino acids. The record is from RefSeq and is a predicted model, not a curated record. Gene Ontology annotation, molecular function: calcium ion binding.